Messenger RNA from Lutzomyia longipalpis, 1949 nucleotides. RefSeq lists its product as uncharacterized. Bases 310 to 1353 code for a protein of 347 amino acids. NCBI's taxonomy places the organism in Eukaryota, Metazoa, Arthropoda, Insecta, Diptera, Psychodidae. The record is from RefSeq and is a predicted model, not a curated record. The transcript has 3 exons.
GUGCUGUGCACGUUUAGAAGGACCUAGAAACAACUCUGCCGGAAGAUCAUCUCCAAGAGACAUCCAUCUUUCCCACAACGAAGAGCUGCACCUGUGUGGAAGGAUACUCAUCCCGCGCAAUGCAUCCUCAACGGGUGGUUUUGGUGUGAGAGGAAGGAGGGAUUCUCUUGUGUGCUGAAGUACAUAGAAAAGGGAUUGCAUUUGGAAUAGUUCCUGUCCCACAAGACAUUUUAUUGUGUGCGAAUUUCGGCACUAUUGAAGAGAGAUUUUAGAGACGAGAGACACACCAGAGCAGCACUGUUGGGAAGAAUGUCGGAGGAUAUCUCAUCACAAACUAUGCCACCAAAAACCCGCAUGAAUCCACAGGAUUUUCGCAAUCAGGACCUCGUGAGUCGCCUCCUGGCAGCAACUCCCCCAUAUCUCUACUCCGCCCCCAUGGCUCCGCACAAUUUCUUCUUCAGCGAAAUGCUCCGUUCGUUGGUGCAGGCAAAGAACAACGAGGCCAAUAGUCGCCUACAGCAAACAACAGCAGUACCCCAUAUGCCAGCCACCCACCAUCCACACCAUCACGUGGGUAGGAGGCCAAGGAAGCGCUCCUGGAGUCACCACAGAAUCCCCUUUGAGCAUCAAAUUGUCACACCGCCCAAGGAAUUUGAGGAGAAGAUGGAGAAACCCCUCGAAUUGACCACAAAGGUGAACUCGUCCUUUGAUGGCAAAUCCUCAAAGCAGGAUUCACCCCCUGAGAAGAUAUCUCGUCUCGAUGAGGGGGAGAAAGUUCAAUCACCCCCGGAAACAUCCACACCACCGCCUGUGGAACAAUCACCAGCAACACUUACAUCCCCAUCUGACCUGGUGCUUCCUCCACCACCACCUGUCUGGUAUCCAUCCCUCUAUCCACCCUAUGGCAUUGAUCCGCUGCACUUUUUCAUUGAUCUCCGUGUUUCGGGGCACAUUCGCAGCAAGGAGAACACCUCACCAUCCUCCGCAUCCAGCACAUUCCGGCCAGAUAACAAUAAUUCCCAAUUUUUCGAUCUUGAAUCAAAAAAUCGCCACGGGUCAGCAUUUAGUAUCCCAACCCCCAGGGAGAGUAGUGCUAAAUCCCCCGGAGCUGUUAAUCUCUCAGCCACAGCUCAGGAUUCCGAUGAGAAGGAUGUCCUGUCGAAGAAUACCAACUACGUCAUGCAGAAUCUCCCGCGCAUCUACACGCACUUGAAUGCCCAUCACAAACUCCUGGAUGAUCAGGAGAAUCAUCGUCAGGAUUUCGGUGGAGAGGGGGAUGUGAGUGGGUCAGAGGGUGACUAUAAGCGUCCCCUGGAUGAGGAUGUCAUCGCUGUGGAUGAUAAUGAUAACUAAUAAAAAACAAAUACCUACCUAUAUGAUAAAUCUCAAUGUAAUCUGUAGUCUUCUGUGUCGAAUUUAAGAUAAAAAAAAAAUUGUAAAAAAAUGUAUUAUUGCUCUGAAUAAACUACAAGGGGUUGAUAAUUGGUAACUUUGGUGCACAUUUUUGAUUUUAACAAAGAAAAUGAUUGACUUUCAGGGAAAAUCUUACAGCAUAAAAAAGCUUUAAAUAGUGCAAGGAGAAGAUUUAUUCAGAAUUCAUUUUUUCGCUAAUCCAGUCGAGGUAGUGCAUCACAUUGACAAAGACUCCGGUCCUGCCAGCUGUUCCACAGGGUACCCAUGUCCAGCUAGUGACUCCGUGCACUUGAAUCUCUCCACUGGCAUUCUUCUGGACAAGAGGACUUCCGGAAUCACCGCUGCAGAUAGCCUUGGAACCAUUGGGCUCCCCAGCACAGAUGUUAGUUUUAUGCAUUGCAGAUCCAGGGUAAUCAUUGAAGCAUUUCUCCUCGGGAAGAAUUGGCAGUUCAGCUUUCAGAAGCUCAUCGGGGAAUGCUGGUAAGAAAAUGUUGGAGUAGGAGCCCCAUCCUGAGAUGGUAGCAUAACCAGUUGGG